GCAGCCCGCAGCCCGCAGCCCGAUCGAGAUGAUGAUGCUCCGCCGCUCUUCCGCGCUGGCCCGCGCCGCCACGCCCGCCUCGCGCGCCUUCAACGCCGCCGCCAACGCCUCUGGCGAGGUCAAGUUCGAGUUCGCCUCGCCCUUCGAGCUGCACCGUCUCGAGGAGGGCCCGGCCGAGUUCGCCGUGACCAACCGCGAGGAGAUGCUGAGCUACUACGAGCUCAUGUACACGAUGCGCCGCAUGGAGAUCACCAACGACAACGAGUACAAGGCCCGCAACAUCCGCGGUUUCUGCCACCUGUACGACGGCCAGGAGGCCGUGGCCACGGGCGUGGAGGCCGCUCUGGACCGCACCGACUCGUGGAUCACCUCGUACCGUAACCACUGCAUCAUGCUGGCCCGUGGCGCCUCGGUCAAGGACGUCCUGGCCGAGCUGUUCGGCAUGUCGGCCGGCGCCACCGGCGGCAAGGGUGGCUCCAUGCACUUCUACAACAAGAAGGCCAACUUCUACGGCGGCCAGGGUAUCGUCGGUGCCCAGGUGCCCGUGGGCGCCGGUCUGGCCUUCGCCAGCAAGUACAACCACAAGGGCGACGGCCUCAUGCCCUGCGCCAUCACCAUGUUCGGUGACGGUGCCUCCAACCAGGGCCAGGUGUACGAGGCCGCCAACAUGGCCGCCCUGUGGAAGCUGCCCGCCAUCUUCUGCAUUGAGAACAACCACUACGGCAUGGGCACGUCCACCGCGCGCUCGUCGUUCAACACCGACUACUACACCAUGGGCAACAAGAUCCCCGGUAUCAAGUGCGACGGCAACGACGUGCUCGCCGUGCGCGAGUGCACCAAGUUCCUGAAGAAGUGGUGCGGUGAGGACAACGGCCCCAUCUUCGUGGAGAUGAACACGUACCGUUACCACGGCCACUCCAUGUCGGACCCUGGUGUGACGUACCGUAACCGUGACGAGAUCUCGCAGAUGCGUGCCUCGCGCGACCCCAUUGAGCUGGUGAAGAAGCGCAUGAUCGAGGCCGAGCUCGCUACGGCUGACGAGAUCAAGGAGCUGGAGAAGAAGGUGCGCGCCCAGGUCGUCAAGGCCACCAAGGAGGCCAAGGCCUCGGGCAAGCCCGAGGAGGCUUCGGCUUUCGUGGACGUGUACGCCGACGACAAGGGCAAGAACGAGUACCCGCCGUUCAUCCGUUUCCCCGACUACGCCAAGAGCCUGUACAACGGCAAGCGCCAGUAAGCACUUUGUAGUGCAUCUGGAGGACGGGCACGAAGCGGCGAGAGGAUUAUCACCCCUCUUCAGGACAAAAGCGCCUCGACAAGCGGUAGAAGCUGCGCUGCGUCGCCUUGUGAUUGCCCUCCCUAUUUCGGCUCGCUGCGAGUAUGGUGUUGAGUGCGCUGCGCAGUGCAUUAGAACCCGGCUGGCAUCGCAGCUUAGCUCUAGGACAGUCUCGUAUGCUUAGCGACCCCAUUUACCGGCAGAAUAUGUAAACGCGACCGUAUUUGCCAUAACAU
Molecule: messenger RNA, 1509 nt
Organism: Phytophthora sojae
Lineage: Eukaryota; Oomycota; Peronosporomycetes; Peronosporales; Peronosporaceae
Product: pyruvate dehydrogenase E1 alpha subunit
Exons: 2
Coding region: 29-1234 (401 amino acids)
Biological process (GO): pyruvate decarboxylation to acetyl-CoA
Cellular component (GO): intracellular membrane-bounded organelle
Molecular function (GO): pyruvate dehydrogenase (acetyl-transferring) activity
Source: RefSeq, a predicted model, not a curated record